Messenger RNA from Strongylocentrotus purpuratus (purple sea urchin), 2005 nucleotides. RefSeq names its product isoamyl acetate-hydrolyzing esterase 1 homolog (gene iah1). The coding region runs from base 103 to 807 and encodes 234 amino acids. The transcript is spliced from 6 exons. NCBI's taxonomy places the organism in Eukaryota, Metazoa, Echinodermata, Echinoidea, Camarodonta, Strongylocentrotidae. The record is from RefSeq and is a predicted model, not a curated record.
CACUACUACAGUACUAGUCUGCAAAUUCAGCCGUCACGCUCGAGCCGAAUAAAUAAUCGUAUCGAAUCGAGGCUGAUAAAGGCAGUUUCUCCAUCAGGCACCAUGAGCAAGUGGCCGAAAGUAGUUUUGUUUGGUGACUCCAUAACACAGCGUUCCUUUGAGCUAGGAGGAUGGGGUGCAUCGAUAGCUGAUCAACUUCAGAGAAAAUGUGAUAUCAUUUGUAGAGGAAUCUCUGGCUACAAUACUAAAAUGGCACGUACUGGCAUUCAGUACAUUCUUCCGCAUGAAUUGCUGCAAAAUGUUGCCAUGGCAACUGUAUUCUUUGGUGCGAAUGAUGCAUGUUUACUAGAACUGCAGCCAGAUAAGCAUGUGCCUGUGGAAGACUAUACAGUAAAUAUAAAGGCAAUCGUGAACUAUCUUGAGAGUAAUGGCAUCCGCAAGGAGAAGAUACUCCUGAUCACACCUCCUCCUAUAGAUGAAGCAUUGUGGGGUGCAGGCUGUAAAGAAAAAGGUACAGCUCUGAAUAGGACAUUAAAGAACUCAGGGAUUUAUGCCAAAGCUUGUGUGACCCUAGCUCAGGACUUAGAUGUGAAGGUCAUUGAUAUAUGGACUGCAAUGCAGAAAGAAGAGAACUGGGGUCCACGAUUCCUUUCGGAUGGUCUUCAUCUCUCAGCGGAUGGAGCUGGUUUCCUCUACAAGCAGCUCUCUGGUUUUGUAGAAGACUGUACCUCCUCUCUAUCUGAGCAGUUCCCUGACUGGAGUGAAGUAGAUUAUGCUAAUCCAGAGAAGAGCUUCCAGCAGAGUUGACGAUGCGGUGCUCCCCCAUGUUUUAUUUUCUCUCCUCAACAAUGCCAUUGACGGAGGCCAUUAGAUCAACUGAAAUCUUAUACUAAUUACUGUGUAUCCCUCUCUGAAAUUUUCUUGUCUACAAAUUGGUCAUGAGCGAACAUAGAAGAGCUAUCCCUCAACUAUUUUAAAAAUAUUUGUGACAGCAAAGUAAGAUAUAUAUAUAUAUAUAUAUAUAUAUAUAUAUAUAUAUAUAUAUUUUUGAAACUAUACUCCCCAUUUCCUUGGCAACAUAUUCAGUGGACAGCCAUGCUCUGGCUAUUCCACAUAAUAACUCAAAGAGGCACUGGCUGAGAUGUAGGUUCUUACUUUCUUGUAUGAUAGUCUAUACAUGAGAUAACUUGUAUUUCAUUAUUAAAUCUAUUUAGAGUUUUGUGACAAUAUUUGUUGCUAAAAGCAGUCUAUGAAUGUCUCAAAUACCAUUUGUGUGUCUUUCAACUUUUUUUUUAAAGCUCUUGUUUUAAAAAGAAAAUUAAUCUUUGUAUUCAUAGUGAUCUUUUUCAUUUUGCCAAUUUAAUACCAAGCACUUGGCUUGUCCAUUUCAUGUGAAGAUAACAAGAUACCACUUUAUUGAAGUAUGUACCAUGGUAUGUUACAGUCCUUAUCAGAAUUCAAAAGAGCACUAAUUGUGGCUUAUAGAUUGAAACUCUAUUGUAAAAAUGUUUAAAGUAUACCGAUCACCCAAAAAACAUAUUUUGUUCUGUAUAUUAGUAGUUCCCUGUCAUAAUACUAUGUUCAAAAUAUUAGUUUCUAACCUAACUUCUGUAAAAAGAUUUCACAAGUUUGAAGUCUCAAUUAACAUUAAAGCAACAAGUGAGGGUAACAAGUGAAUAAAAUAGGACCCACGCGGUGCACAAUUGUGUUAUUCUUUAUUUUCUUCAUCUGGUACUCCUUAUCCGUUGGCCCAUAGAAAGCCAUGUGAAGUUAUUUGAGGUUGAUUUUAUACAUUCUAGCUGUGCACAAAAUAUUUUUUCUAAUUCACAGCGUUUUGAAGUGUUAAAUGAAGUAAUAAAAUCUGCAAGACCAAAGCUUUUGUUCUUUUUUGGAUAGCAUCACAUUCUGUGCAGCUUCAUGGAAUAAUAAAUGGUGUGAAAGAACAAGGCAGUAUUGCAUCCUGUCUGGCCCUAGAGAAAUUCAAUCUGGCUCUAUAGCAAUUUAG